AUGUCAGUGUUCCACGAUGAGGUGGAGAUCGAAGACUUCGAGUACGAUGAGGAGACUGAGACCUACAGCUACCCGUGCCCCUGCGGGGACCGCUUCCUCAUCACGCGGGAGGACCUGGAGAACGGCGAGGACGUGGCCACCUGCCCCAGCUGCUCCCUGAUCCUGCGUGUCAUUUACGACCAGGAGCAGUUCAUGCGUGAUGAAGUCGUUGCAGAACCUUUGACAAACAAGGAAUUGAUUAAGUGCUGA
Molecule: messenger RNA, 249 nt
Organism: Tauraco erythrolophus (red-crested turaco)
Lineage: Eukaryota; Metazoa; Chordata; Aves; Musophagiformes; Musophagidae
Gene: DPH3
Product: diphthamide biosynthesis 3
Biological process (GO): protein histidyl modification to diphthamide
Molecular function (GO): metal ion binding
Source: RefSeq, a predicted model, not a curated record